AUGCUGGACGCGUUCCUGCGGCAGCAGCCGCGCCAGGGCGGAGGGCAGUGCCCCCCGGCCGCCGGCGGCGUGGGCGGCGCCCUCUACGCGCGCUUCCGCCGGUGGCUGCCCGAGGCCCUCGCGGGCGAGGGCGCGGGCGGCGAGGACCCGGCCACCGAGGCGCUGCUGCGGCGCCUCCGCGACUUCGCGCUGGGGCACUUCGGGGCGAGGGCGGCGCGCCGGGGCGCCCUCGGCGAGGAGGCCGAGGCGCCGCCGGCGCAGGGGCGGCCUCCCAGCGCGGGGCCCUCCGACGCGAUGGCCGCCGCGAUGGCCGGGAAUCCGUUCGGCAGCUCGUGGCGCUGCGAGCGCUGCACCACGAAUACCGGGUCCGCGGCUCACUGCACUGCGUGCCUGAAAGCUCGGUCGCGCGGGUAG
Messenger RNA from Prorocentrum cordatum, 414 nucleotides. Lineage: Eukaryota; Dinophyceae; Prorocentrales; Prorocentraceae. The record is from the annotation of a GenBank genome assembly.